Messenger RNA from Tribolium madens (black flour beetle), 496 nucleotides. RefSeq lists its product as uncharacterized. The record is from RefSeq and is a predicted model, not a curated record. The coding region runs from base 26 to 436 and encodes 136 amino acids. The transcript has 2 exons. NCBI's taxonomy places the organism in Eukaryota, Metazoa, Arthropoda, Insecta, Coleoptera, Tenebrionidae.
AAUAGUGUGUUUACAACUAACAAAAAUGCCUAAUUCUUCUGGUAAUACCCUUAUUAUUAGAAAUACCGAGUCUGGUUUCGUACUAGAUGCAAAAGAAUUCAACGUAAAAAUUCAAAAAUACACCGGUGCUACGUCACAACAAUGGAAACUGGAGCCUUCUGAUAAAGGAAAAUUCAUAAUUGUAAACGUCGGGAAUAAAAAAGUUUUGGAUAUAAAGGACGCAGCUCAGGUUAAUGAUGAUGUAAUAACUUAUCCUCAAAACAGCCCACUAAGCCCAAAUCAACAAUGGUACAUCAAUGCAGAUGGCACAAUCGAGUCUUCUGUUAAAAAUUUGGUUUUGGACAUCUACAGCGGCAAUUUAGUUGUUGGACAAAAACUCAUCGCUUAUUACAAGACCGGGACACCAAACCAAAUAUAUCAGUUGCAAGAUGUUUAAAGACUUUGUAUAAAAUAUUACAUUUUAUUAUUAAAUAAAACCGCAUUUUAAUCAAUAUUA